AUGUGUGCUUGUUCUAACAGAACAUUUUCUCCUCCAACAGAUCACCAGCGAGCGAAAGCUCUUGGUGACACAUACCAACUAAAUGAUAACAUUCGUCGAGCGGUUACAAUUGGUAUAGAUGAAUGUUUUUUACCAUUUCCAGUACCAAACGAAGGGGAUUGGGUUUCCAUACAUGAAGAACCAGGUCAAACUGUACAAGAAUUCGAACAAACAAAACGAACAGUAUCACAUACAAAGGCACCUUCAUUGGAAACCAUAUGUGAAUUUGCAUGUCAUUUUUUUCCUGGAUGUGAAUUAGAAAUUUUACCUCAAAUUGAUUUUACUGAUUUUUCAAAACAUUUUCAAACUGGAAAGUGUAUCAAUUCAUAUACAAAACAACCACAAUAUUUGGCAUCUUCUAUAAUUGGUUAUUUAAAAAAAAUGAAACGACGAGAACGUAAACAUGAUCGUCAAGAAUUAUUUUGCAUUGGUGUUACUAUGGCUGAUAUUUAUUCAGAAUCUGACUGGAAUUUUGUCUAUGGUUUAGCAUCAGUCGGAGAUGGCAUUGGAGUAUAUUCGUUUGCUCGAUUAGAUCCAUCGUUUCCAGACACAGAAACAGCUGGACUGUGCACAAAUACAGAACGAAUAUUGGUACUUAAACGAGCUAUAAGUGUCUUUGUUCAUGAAGUUAUACAUUUAUUUGGCAUUGCACAUUGUAUCUAUUAUUUAUGUUUGAUGAACGGAGCAGAAAGUGAAGAAGAAAUGGAUGGACAACCGUUGUAUUUAUGUCCAAUAUGUUUACGAAAGAUGUAUGCAGCAUUAGGAAAAGAGAAAAAACAAUUCAAUGUCAUAAAAAUGUAUACGAAUAUUUUAGAUGCUUGUAAACGGCUUCAUUUUAAAGACGAAGCGGCAUGGUAUGAAAACAGACUGAAAUUAUUAAAUAUAGAAGCGCAUCAUUAA
Rotaria sordida is the source of this 939-nucleotide messenger RNA. The record is from the annotation of a GenBank genome assembly. Lineage: Eukaryota; Metazoa; Rotifera; Eurotatoria; Philodinida; Philodinidae.